Messenger RNA from Misgurnus anguillicaudatus (oriental weatherfish), 597 nucleotides. RefSeq names its product DELTA-sagatoxin-Srs1a-like. Gene Ontology annotation, biological process: monoatomic cation transport; pore complex assembly; cytolysis in another organism. Gene Ontology annotation, molecular function: channel activity. The record is from RefSeq and is a predicted model, not a curated record. Gene Ontology annotation, cellular component: pore complex. Lineage: Eukaryota; Metazoa; Chordata; Actinopteri; Cypriniformes; Cobitidae.
GUCCAGUCUUGAAUAAACAAUCUUUGUUUAUUCCAAUCUUUUAUGAUCCUUCAGUUCUGAAAAAGUGACAACAUGGCGACUGCAGAGAGCGUGUCAGCAAGUUUAGACACCAUCAGGAACUGCACGAUAGAGAUCAACAACAUGAGCGACAUCUACAACCUUGUCAACCCAAAGAUCUACACGUACAGUGGUUACUGCUGCCAUCCUCCUCAGCCCACAAUCAGCACCAAAAACACCGGGGGCUGCGCAUUCACGAAGACUGCAUUCACUGCCUGCGGUGCCGUAGGCAUCUUGACCUAUGACCUCUUCCACAUGGAGAACCAGACGUGCACUGAACGCAUUGCUAUUCUUUUCUCCGUUCCCUAUGACUACAACAUCUAUGAGAACUUCUUCGGAAUUGGGGUGUUCACCACAGAUCGUGAGUGCAAUGAAGCCCUGUACAACGAAAUGUAUUACGAAAGCAGCCCCAGUUUUACCCGUGGGAAGGCAAAGGAGUCUAGAAUCACUUACAAGGCACAGAGAGUUGAAUUAAGAGCAACUAUGUCAAAUGCAGGCAAAGCUAUUAUUAAACUUGAGAUCCAUGACAAGCUGUGCUAA